CUGAUGACGUCACGGGCGCGCGUGGCGAGUAAACGGAGGCGCUAACGGUCUCUUCACGCGCCGGUUCAAGACGAUUGAGUCCCUGCUUUUAAAGAGCUCGAAUUUAUUGCUAUAUGUGGCCCAUCAAAUUGUGUAUCUCGUGCCACCGACAAUUAAAAAAUGGCAUCAACAAUGGAAGCGGCAGAUAUCGUUGUUGUUUCCAUGUACUUCGUUCUUGUCCUGGCCUUCGGCUUUUUUGCGAUGUGGAAAGCGAAUCGAGGCACGGUGAGCGGAUACUUCCUUGCUGGUCGCUCCAUGAACUGGAUGAUGAUCGGCGCAUCGCUGUUCGUGAGCAACAUCGGCAGCGAGCACUUCAUCGGACUCGCUGGCUCAGGUGCAGCAAGCGGGUUUGCCGUAGGUGCCUGGGAGUUCAAUGCGAUUCUACUGCUGCAGCUGCUGGGCUGGGUCUUUAUACCCGUUUACAUCCACUCAGGUGUGUACACCAUGCCGGAGUACCUCUCCAAAAGAUUCGGCGGGAAGCGGCUGAAGGUUUUCUUCGCGUCCCUAACUCUGCUUCUUUACAUUUUCACCAAGCUCUCGGUGGAUCUAUAUUCUGGUGCGCUAUUUAUCCAGGAAUCUCUGGGCUGGAACCUGUACGUGUCUAUAAUCCUGCUCAUCACCAUGACCGCCCUUCUCACAAUAACUGGUGGCCUGGUGGCGGUUAUCUACACGGACACUCUGCAAGCGUUCCUCAUGAUAUCGGGAGCGCUGUGCCUGAUGGCUAUCAGUUUAGCUAAAGUCGGAGGUCUCGAGGGUUUGCACAACAAGUACAUGAACGCCUCUCCCAGCAUCACUGACAUCGAGCUCAAGUAUAACGUCACCUACUCAAAUUCCUGCCACGUGCAUCCUAAACCAGAUUCGUUUAAGAUCUUGAGAGGUCCUUUGGACAAAGAUCUUCCGUGGCCUGCUUUUCUUCUGGGCCAGACUCCAGCUUCAAUCUGGUAUUGGUGCGCCGAUCAGGUCAUAGUCCAGAGAGUCUUGGCAGCUCGAAAUAUUGCCCACGCUAAAGGGUCGACCCUGAUGGCGGGUGUCCUGAAAGUCCUACCAAUGUUUAUUAUUGUGAUUCCAGGGAUGAUCUCCCGUGUGCUCUUUGCUGAUGAACUUGCUUGCAUCAGUCCAGAGCACUGCAUGCAGGUCUGCAAUAGCAAAGCUGGUUGCACUAACAUCGCCUAUCCUCGCCUUGUCAUGAACAUCAUGCCUGUAGGUCUACGAGGCUUGAUGAUGGCGGUGAUGCUCGCCGCUCUCAUGAGCGACCUGGACUCAAUCUUUAACAGUGCCAGUACUAUCUUCACUCUUGAUAUCUAUAAGAUGGUACGUCGCCAGGCUUCCUCCAAAGAGCUCAUGGUGGUGGGACGCGUGUUUGUGGUCCUAAUAGUGGCCAUUAGCAUAGCCUGGGUCCCGUUCGUGGUUGAGAUGCAAGGUGGUCAGAUGUUCCUUUACAUUCAGGAGGUGUCGGAUUACCUCACACCACCCAUUGCUGCACUGUUCUUGCUUGGUGUCCUUUGGAAACGUUGCAAUGAGACUGGUGCAUUCUGGGGUGGACUUGUGGGCUUCUUGUUAGGAGCCGUAAGACUCAUUCUUGCCUUUGUUUAUAGAGAGCCAGACUGUAAAACAACCGAUGACCGCCCUGCCUUCAUCAAGGACAUUCAUUUCAUGUAUGUGGCGGCUGUGUUGUUUUGGGUUUCGGGGCUCGUGACCGUAGUCGUCAGUCUUUGCACGGAUCCACCGAGUAAGGAACAGAUUGCUACGACUACUUGGUGGGGACUGCGCAACAGAAAUCAAACUGAGAACAGCAAACUUCCUCAGCUUUCUGUAGAAACAAAAAAAGAAAAGACAGUGGAUGUAGUGGAAAAUAAACCACCAUCUCAGAUUAUUCAAACCAGAACUGAAAUACUUCCAAAUUGCCACUUGGAGUCUCAACAUACCCAAAAACAACAGGGCAGUGAUCAUUUAGACAGAGAUGAGGGACGAUGCGUGAAAUGUUUACAGUGGUUUUGGGGUUAUAAUAAAAAUGUAGAGGAUCCAGAUUCACAUUUUGAAGAUGAAAGCAGGAAUGUUAUUGAAAUGCUCAGAGAACCUCCAAAAAUCAAAAUAAUCCUGAACCUUGGUCUCUUGUUAGUAUGCACACUUGGAAUUUUUUUGUUUGUAUAUUUCUCUUUGUAAAAUGCUCAUUAUUUAUCAUUUUGCUCAAACAGGUUAUAGUGAUUUUCUUACAGAUUAUUUUAAACCUAUUAUAUAUCUACAGUGUAAUUAUGGUUGUAAUUUAUAUUUCUCAAAAGUGUUUUGCACUGCAGUAUUGCAUAAUAACUCACAUUGUAAUGCCAAGUAUUACUGAUUUUUAGUGUUGGUUGGCAAUUGUCGUUGCCAAUACUGUGCAAUAUAUAAAUAAUACCAGACAGCAUUUAUGGCCUGAUAUUGAUUACCACAACAUUUGAUCUCCAUUUCUUCUUCCACUUCUACUUUUUUAUUACUAUCAAGUCCCUACAAAAAUCUUGGUUGUGUUGAACCAUUUAACGGAACAAUAGAAUCAAAAAUUUUAGCCACCAGCCAUUUAAGUACCUUAGUGUAACCUUGAUUUUGUUAUAAGAGAACAAAUGCAUUUGAUUGAUUUUGUGUUGAACCUAGAAAAGUUUUUCUUGUUUGCUUAUAUUUUCGUAACUCAAUCAGAGUAAUUCAGGUUAAAUUUAACAGUCUGUGAGCCGACACAUUAUGGAAACAUCUCUACUCACCGCUGACCCUAUUAUUGUUUGCUAAUGCGUGUUUGUCUUUCUUUAAGGUCACUGGAAUUAUGUGGGCCAAUUAAAAACUCUUGUUCAAAUAAUAAAACAUUCAAAUAUUUAACUCUCCGACCUGAAAAAGCACAGUUGCCCAGUCCGUGUUAGCAUAGCGACUGAAAUAAAACCAUUUUGGCGUCUCUUUCUCUCGUGCUUUUGUGUUUACUUUGCUUGCGUCCUUCAUAGCUGGUGAGCUUUUAGCAGUAAGACGUGGGUAUUUCUGUAUUCAGCUCUCUGUGGUUGUCUUUCUUUGGAACCUCGUCUGUGUAGAUUUGUGGGUUGUUUGUGGUCAGUUGCAGUGAAGAAUAAAAACCACUGGAAACUGCAACAGAUACAAGGUUUUCACACAUGCAUGACGAGAGACGGUGAGGUAUCUUGGCGAUUUGUGCAAUUCAUAUAAUGAUUCAUAUAAUCCAAACUCAGUUCUUGUAUGUGACCUUACAUGACAGUUUCUUUAAUGCCUGUAGAGUUUGAUAUAAAAUACCGUACAGUUCUCUUACUCUGUGUUUGUAUAGGUUUGUUGAUUUUACAUUUUUAGACAGGUUUCCCCUGGGUACAGAGCUAGGUUUAUGAAGUUCACUUGUGUGAGAGCUAGUCAAGUUGUCUCGGGUUUGAGCUUUGGCUAAGAACAAGACAAAUGUGGUUUGGAUGUAUCAAGGCCAUGCAGCUUGUGUGAAUGUGUAUGUGUGUUUACAGGCAACUGUGAAUUCCCAGAAGAGGAAUGUACUUUGACAUCUUUAAAAUAAAUGUUUUAAUUAGCUGCAUUCCAUAUUUCUCAUUGUUAACAUAACUGGUGUUCAAAAGCUUUUUAUAAAGGCUGCUUAUAGAAUUUAAAUAAGGUGUUGACAGUCCUAGAAUGUAUGGGGAAGUACAAAGGUUUUAUUUAGAUGUAGGUUUGGGAAUCUCCACCAGUCCCCAAAUAUCCCCAGUCAAAGUUAACUUAAGGAUCACUGACCUGCUGUGAAUUUUGACAGGAGAUUUAUAGAUGGCAUUUAAUUCAAAAUGAGAGUAAAAAUAUGGUUAGAAAGUGCAGUAAACCCAUUUCGGGAGAGUAAUCUGCAUUCGACAUUUUACUGUGACGUCUCUAAUACUGUUGGAUUUCAUAAACGCUGUGCAGAAUGUAUAUUUGGUAUUAUGUAUGAGUAUUGUAUACAUCAUUCCAAAACAUUCUAUGCUUUCCCCAUUGAAUAUUUGUUACUUUUUUGUGCAAUUUGUACAGUACUUUACAGUAAAAAAUGGCCACACCUUGCAUCCUUUUGAAAUUAACUAGUAAACAUUACAGUUACAGCACAUAAUAUAUACACAUAUAUAAACACUCAUUUAAAAAAAUUGGGUUGGUAGGGGUUUUUUAUAUAUAUUUGAAAGAAAUCUCUUAUGCUCACCAGGUCUGCAUUUAUUUAAUCAAAAAUACUGUAAAAUGGCAUGUGAAUAUCUGUUAGCAUGUCAUUUAUUUUCGUGAUCUAAUCUGAAUUUUCAGCUUUAUUAAUCCAGUCUUCAGUGUCACAUGACCCUUAAGAAAUAAUUCUAAUAUACUGAUGCUCAAGAAACAUUUCUGAGAAUUGUUGCGCUGCAGAAUAUUGAUGCAAUAGAAAGUUUAAAAGAACAGCGUUAUAAAUAUCUCUUUUUCAUCAAUUUAAUGCUUCCUUAAUAA
Messenger RNA from Puntigrus tetrazona (Sumatra barb), 4464 nucleotides. It is a transcript of the gene slc5a3a, whose product is annotated as solute carrier family 5 member 3a. Lineage: Eukaryota; Metazoa; Chordata; Actinopteri; Cypriniformes; Cyprinidae. Gene Ontology annotation, biological process: myo-inositol transport; transmembrane transport; inositol metabolic process. The record is from RefSeq and is a predicted model, not a curated record. The transcript is spliced from 2 exons. Gene Ontology annotation, molecular function: D-glucose:sodium symporter activity. Gene Ontology annotation, cellular component: plasma membrane. The coding region runs from base 160 to 2202 and encodes 680 amino acids.